CGAAUUCGUCUUCCAUCCCUUUAAGUUUCUCUGCGCAUCAGUCCCCACCCAACGUUCCCUCCCCCCGGACCUGCCUGCGGCCCAAAUCUAUUCCAGCCCUUCAUACAUGUCCGCCUUCUGAAUGUCUAGCCCAGGCGAUCUGCAGCAGCGUCCCGGAUUUCACAAAAGCUCGGACGGCCUCGAGGCCUCUGACAAUCGCCCCGGUCCUACGAACACCCGCUGUGGAGGAGCGAGGGAAGCUUGUAUAUAACAUCGCCCCUUGAGCAUGGUGGCGUACCUAUGGCUUGUAUGGUACGAAGCCCCCGCGAAGGCCGCACCAAGGCACUGGGCACUGGCGGUCACAUACGAAGCUCAUGAUCAUGCUUACGCAACUUUCUACGAGGUUGCAAGCGAUAGCACCGCGGCCAGGUAUCAGCCUCGCGUCGUGCGCCGAGUGCAUCUGACCAGCAGACACGGCACCAUACCGUACGCCGGGAAAUUGCUACUCGGCGAGAUCACGGAUCAGGUCCUCGCCUCGCUCGAGAUGUACAGCGAAACCGCCGUAGAGCUCGUGAACACGCAUAACAGGAAGCGCGGUGCCCAUGAGUCUAAUUGUCAUGAUUGGGCGAUUAUCAUCGUACGAAGCCUAGAGGACGCCCUCUUGCUUCCUGUGGGAUCCUUGGCAAGGGUAGAGAAGAGUCCGAGAUACGGCUGAGACGGGCCAUGAAGGAACCGCUCACUGUAACCUUCUCGGACUCGGCGAACCGGAGCGCAGCAACACACUCAGACAAGACUUCUCAAGAUCUGUCAUUCCUCAGGCAUCGUUGCUUCAUUCAUAUGCUUAAUUCGGGGCUUUUUGUCGUCUUUGGGCUCUUUGGGUACAUUGUGGGCAGAUCGGCUAUGAUGGGCAUCGUGUAGUUUUAUAGGCAUCGUUGUUGACUCGGAACUCCGUCGCUUUCCUGCAUCCUGUCACAUUAAGACCUCAUCGCUUACAUAGGAGGUUGUCUGGCUAUCAUUGUAGUUCUCGUUGCUCUGUACUAUAUUCGCACUCGCAAAAAGCACAACGUAGACCGUAUGAAAUACAUUCAUGAAACUA
Rhodofomes roseus is the source of this 1075-nucleotide messenger RNA. RefSeq lists its product as uncharacterized. The record is from RefSeq and is a predicted model, not a curated record. The transcript is spliced from 5 exons. NCBI's taxonomy places the organism in Eukaryota, Fungi, Basidiomycota, Agaricomycetes, Polyporales, Fomitopsidaceae. Bases 266 to 694 code for a protein of 142 amino acids.